This is a messenger RNA of Helianthus annuus (common sunflower), 3171 nucleotides long. RefSeq lists its product as uncharacterized. Bases 1 to 3171 code for a protein of 1056 amino acids. The record is from RefSeq and is a predicted model, not a curated record. NCBI's taxonomy places the organism in Eukaryota, Viridiplantae, Streptophyta, Magnoliopsida, Asterales, Asteraceae. The transcript is spliced from 7 exons.
AUGGCAAGUAAGAGAAGAUUUAAAAAUACACCGUUGAUUGAUAAUACUUUAGUCGGGGAAUCAUCUAACAGAUUACUUGCUAAAGAAAGAAGAAAAAUGCGGAAGCUCUAUCUUGAUAGCAAACGUUCGAAUUCAAAGAAACAAACUACUGGUCCUGUUAGUAGAGGACGCUCAAAAGUCAAUAAUCGGUCUCAGGUCAUCGACAAAGAGAAUUAUAAUUCAAAUAUUUCUUCAUCAUCUAAUAAUUUUCACACCGUGCGGAACUUGAAAUAUGUAAACACAUCAGCAUCAUCAAGUACCAUCACGACAAGUGGUCUUCCUUUGAAUAACGAAUUUACCACUUCUACAAGUACUCGGUUUUCUAUUGAGUCAAACAUUGUUACACAAAGCAGUAACUCCAUUGGUCAAUCUUCUUCAACGUUAACAAAGUUGAAUUCCGGUAAACAAAAGCUUUUACCUAAGAAACGCCGUAUUGAUCCUAUUCCAAUGUUAGAUCUUACGUCUGAUGAUGAGAAUGUAGUGUUUGCACCCAUCCAAGACCCUUGUAAGGGUGUAUCAACAGAAUAUUUGGAUCACGGUAAUCAAAGCCUUAAAUGUGAGAUGUGUGAUUCAUUGUUAUGGACUGACGAAGGUGGUAAAGGGAGAAUUACAUUGGGUAAGUUAACCUAUAGCUUAUGUUGUGGUUAUGGAAAAGUGGAGCUUCCGGAUUUGAAAGAGCCUUCUUCAAUAUACAAGGAUCUAUUUGCAAAUUCUAAUGAAAACAGCAAGUAUUUUCUAAAGAAUAUCCGUCGAUAUAAUUCUAUGUUCGCAUUCACAUCCAUGGGUGGAAAAGUAGAUUCAAGCAUCAAUAGUGGGAGGGCACCUUAUGUAUUCCGUAUAAGUGGACAGAAUUUUCAUACAUUAGGUGGUUUGGUACCUGCACCUGGAAAACAGCCAAAGUUCUCCCAGCUUUAUAUUUAUGACACUGAGAAUGAAGUUUCAAAUAGAAAUAAGUUGUUCAGUGACUCCACAAAUAAGUCCGACUUGCAUUUAAAGCAAAUAGAUCUUCAUCUCAUAAAGUUUUUAAAAGACUUCCUGGAUAAUAAUAAUCAGUUGGUUAAAAGUUACAGAAUAGCACGAAACCACUUCACUGAUAAUCCUAAUGAGAACUUCAAACUUCGUAUCAUUUACAAAAGAGAUCUUGAUGGUCGUACUUACAACUUGCCUUCAUCUUCUGAAGUUGCUGCAUUGAUUGUUGGUGGUAUCCAAGAAAUAGUUGACCAUCGUGAUAUUGUUGUUGAGUCUCACACUGAAGGUCUUCAACGAAUAAGUGAACUUCAUCCAUCAUAUCUUGCACUUCAGUAUCCAAUUCUUUUUCCCAAUGGUGAUGACGGAUAUAGAAUAGACAUUCCUCAUAGGGAUGGUAUAAGUACUUUAAAGAAAAUUAGUCCCAAGUGUACAAUGAGAGAAUUCUUUGCUUAUAGAAUCCAAGAUCGAUCAACUUCAUUUUCGGUAAUAUUAAAUGCCCGCAGAUUGUUCCAGCAAUUUUUGGUUGAUGCAUAUACCAUGAUCGAGAGUGAAAGACUUAAUUAUAUCCGUUUUCAACAAAAACAUCUUAGGUCUGAAUCAUACACAAAUCUUCAGAAAUUUAAGAAUGAAGGAAAAGAGGAUCUAUCUAACACUGGGGUACGGUUAGUACUACCAUCAUCUUUUACUGGAGGAUCUCGAUAUAUGCAGCAAAAUUAUCUAGAUGCUAUGGCUAUUUGCAAAUGGUUCGGGUAUCCUGAUUUUUUCAUUACGGUGACAUGUAAUCCUAAGUGGCCAGAGAUUAUCCGAUACCUUCGAAAUACUUCUAUUAAGCAAGAGGACAGACCAGAUAUUAUGUGUCGUUUGUUUAAGAUGAAACUGGAUUCAAUUAUAAAGGAUUUGAAAGACAAGAAAGUGCUUGGAGCACUAAGUGCAGCGGUUUAUACUGUUGAAUUUCAAAAACGUGGGUUGCCACAUGCUCACAUUUGUAUUUUUUUGAAACCUGAAUCCAAGCUUCUCUCCGUUGAUCACAUAGACAAAUUCAUAUCUGCUGAGAUACCAAAUAAGAUUCAAGAUCCCGCUCUUUAUGCUCUUGUAUCCGAGUUUAUGAUUCAUGGCCCAUGUGGAAAUGCAAAUCCCAAGUGUCCUUGUAUGGUUGAUAAUAGAUGUUCAAAAAAAUUUCCAAAAAAAUUCAUUAAUGAAACAAUUACCGAUGCUGAAGGUUUCCCUGUAUACAGAAGAAGAGAUAAUGGAAACACCAUUAUCAAGUCCAAAGUUCAAUUGGACAACAGAAGUGUCGUUCCAUAUAAUCCGCUUCUUUUGAAAAGAUACCAAGCUCACAUUAAUGUAGAAUGGUGCAAUCAAGCGGGUUCUAUCAAAUAUUUGUUUAAAUACAUUAAUAAAGGUCCAGACAAAGCAUCGCUUGUGGUGUCAAAUGGAGACGGUACAGAAAACGAAAAAACAUCAAAGGAUGAGAUAAAAGCUUAUUAUGAUUGUAGGUACGUUUCCGCUUGUGAAGCUUCUUGGAGAAUAUUUGCAAAUGAAGUUCACUAUAGGUUUCCUCCAGUUAUGAGGCUUCCUUUUCAUAUGGAAGGUCAACAAAAUGUUGUUUUUGGUGCCGAAGAUGAUAUUGAAGAAGUGUUGGACAAGCCAUCAGUCUCUUCAUCAAUUUUUUUAAAGUGGAUGGAGAUGAACAUAAAUAAUGAGGAAGCACGGAAGCUUACAUAUGUUGAGUUUCCUACAAAAUUCUGUUGGAAACUAAAGGAUAGAAAUUGGGCAGAACGUAAAAAAAAAUUAUUACAGAUUGGACGCAUUCAUUCUGUUUCCCCUGCUUUGGGUGAACCAUAUUUUCUUAGAAUUCUUUUAAACAAAGUCAAAGGACCAAGAUCCUUUGAAGAAAUUAGAACUGUUGAUGGCCAAUUGUUUCCAACCUUCAGGGAUGCAUGUUAUGCAAUGGGUUUGUUAGACGAUGACAUGGAAUACAUCGAAGCUAUUAAAGAAGCCAGUUUUACGGGAGAUGGUCGGUAUAUUCGUGCAUUGUUUGUCACUUUGCUGUUGUCAAACACAUUAUCAAGACCUGAAUUUGUUUUCGAACAAACAUGGAAAUACUUGGGGAUGACAUUUUAUAUAAAACGAGAAAAGAAACAAAGAACAAAGAUCUUGUAA